Molecule: messenger RNA, 2866 nt
Organism: Gordionus sp. m RMFG-2023
Lineage: Eukaryota; Metazoa; Nematomorpha; Gordioida; Chordodea; Parachordodidae
Exons: 8
Coding region: 267-2699 (810 amino acids)
Source: RefSeq, a predicted model, not a curated record
UCUCAAAUGGUAUCGUGCAAAUUGAUCACAAUUUAAAAAUUAAUAAGAACACAAACUGAUUUGCUCUUUUUCGAAACCGCUCAAUUAGGUCGCACUAGCGCUUCUCUAAAAUAUGUGCGCUUUUUAUGGAUUUUGGAGAACCAGGUGGGAAGACUGAGGAAUUUAAACUUUAUACAGGUGAGUUAAUAAUCACUACUUUCUUUUGGAGCCUCUAAAUUUCACCUCUAAAAAUUUAUCGUUGGUCUUCUCAUCAAAUUUUGGAAAAUAUGGCUACCACCGCAGUCACCGAAAGCUUGUUCUCUCCCUUGAAUUUAUCUCAACCGUUUGUCUCCUAUUAUGACAUCGAAAACGGGAUUCUUCUAAAUGACGAUUCACUAAGGAGGGCAAAUACCGAAAAACGCGAAACUGCUCUAAUUAAAAAUACCCAUAAUUCAGAGCCCGAUUCGUAUAACGAUUAUAGUGGUAGGGACGACAAAAGGAAUAAUAGAGAAAUAUAUUAUGUUGAUGAUAAUAAUACUCCCUUAGAUUCGGGGGCAAGUACUAUCUCGAAACCUAAAAUGACCCAUAAACCCAACUGCAAGUCUAAAUCCUCUAGGAAAUUAUUUGAAAUAGGAAAUUUACAAGAAGACAUAAGAGGAUCUGACCCAUACUUAUUCAGAACGAUUAAUGAAUUUAAAAAGAAACGCCAUUCUUACGAGAUACCUCCUCCUCCAUCGAAAUUUAUCUUAAAAUCAUCGUUAAUCAAGGUUUCAUCUCAAGGUGACAUGUACAAACAACGAGUUAGAGUAUUAACCCAUUCGAAUAAGUCAACACAAAAUAAUAAUGAUAAGCAUCCGGAAUCCGGUCAUAAAUGGGCCGCAUAUAACGGGGUAAGUUUAACUAAUGGCAGCGGCCAUAGUACCAAUGGGGCACGUCCUAUAAAAACUAUUUCUCCCCAGGUUCGGCAAAAACUAUUAGAAUUUCUAACCAAUAAGAAACAACAGCUAAACACAAACGCAUGUUUUAGUUCCUCUAUCCCUUCGAUCAAGACACAGUUCGGCAAUGAAAAAUGCGAGAAUUACGUAAUCAAAGAUCCAGCGAACUCAUCCAAUCGGUCUCAAUCAUUCAGCAAAGCUGUCAAACAGUAUACAAACGAUAAAUUUACCCGAUUUCUCAAUUCGAACGCACAUCGAGGAAGGGAUGAAGUGAGCGGCGACGAUGAUGAUUACAAGAACUGUUUGAACAGAAAGUGGAGCUCGGCUUUCGCAUUACAAAAUAGGUUGAAACUCAAAUGCCCGAAUCUCGCUGAUACCUUGAAUACGGGUCAUGAUCAAACGAGUUGCCAAAACGACGAAGAUUCUGAUCGAAAUCAUACGAGUAAUCAAGAAAAUAAGCGAUAUCCUUCCGUUAUUCAGAGUGGUCAUCGAAAUUCGAUCUUAAAUUUAAGAUCGAAUAUUUUAACCACCAAAUGCAAUUCUCAUUCCAGCGUAUCCAAAAUUAUCUACAAAAAUCCUGAAAUAGUUUGCCCAGCUGGUGGCGAAUAUGACGAUCACCAUGAUUUUUUCCAACCUCACGUAAUAGACGAGAACAUGAUUAAACUUCAUUACAAAAGAGUCUUGCUAGAACGCUACAUAAACAAAUGCCCUAAAGAUGACGGAGAGGCUAUGGACGAAGGUGAAGGAGGCAACUAUCUGAGGAAAACAUAUUCUGAACCCUACCUAAAAAGCACAAUAAGAAGUUCCGAUUUUCAAUCACACCUCAACACUUGUGAAAGCCCUAAAAAUAGCCAAAGUCCACUCGAUAAUGAAAUAGAACGAAGAAAUAACUACAAUAAGGAAGAAGAAAUAGUCGAUAUUGGAAAUAAGUGUAGAUAUUUUGCCAAUAAAUCUGAUCAGUAUCAAGAUAACCAAUAUCCUCGAAUUUCAUAUUUCACCCCAAAUAAUAAUAAUCCGCUUAUGAAACCCGAUUUAUUUGACGAUCAAAGUUUAAACAUUCGCAAUAAAAAACGUAACGUCAAUUUUGACGCGGCCCUUUGGUGCGCUUCCCAAAACAUAGCUGCGCCGAGAUUUCCCGUUUCUAAUUUACCCCUUGCCUCAAAUUUCUUUUCCUCUUUCCCUCCACCCUUUAUGAUGGGUUGCCCGCCUUAUUUUUUGGAUCCUCAGUUGAUAUUGCCCAGCCAAUAUUCCUUUUUGGUGGAACGGAAUAAAUUUGAAAGAGAUAUCAUUAAAAAAAACCUCGAGAAAGCUGAUAAAGAUUUAGUUUCUGACAAGACUCCCCAUAUUGAUAGCGAUAGUGGUGAAAUAACCGAAAAACAGCGUUUGAAAAAGGCUAUCAUCAACUGGGUAGCCAAUCACAAAAACAAAGAAAUCCAACAUGGAAAUGAUGUUUCGGAAAAUGAAUCCAUCUUGCCCACGGCUGAGCUUUGUAAUAAGCGGCUUAAAAUAGAUUCCUCGAAACGUAAUAAUCACUAUUGCCAACAGACUAGCCUGCAAACGAAAUCGCCAUCCCUCCCCAUAUUAUCGAGAGAUUUUAGGAAUCGAACACCAAACUGUCAUUCUCACAACCCUCGGAGUUACCAUAAAUUCCUUAGAUCCUUCGAAAAUUCUCCGAAUUCUGAAAAAAUUAAGCAUCAACAUUCUAUUGUUGAGAUAGAGGCGGGUUCGGCUCUCGCAUCUCUUUCGAAUAUUCAUGCUGAUUCUAAAAAAAUGGAAAAUAUAUGAAACAUACGAAUCUAUGGAAAGUAGAGGUGGCUUUAUAAACUGUUCAUAGAUUAGUUUUAAUAUAGCAAAUUAAACUAUGUGUGUAUACCAUAUUUACAUUGUAUUUUAUUGAUAUAUUUUAUUCUGUCUAAGUCAUAUUAGUUAUUGAAUUAUACUUAUGAGAUGAU